AUGUGCAACGACACGGAAGGCAACCUGUUGACAGACAAGACUGCGGUGGCGGCUAGGUGGAAGGAGCACUUCCAGCAGCUGUUGAACGGUGAGGCACGAGAGGGAAUCGUCGAGGACAGAAUACACGUUGAGGAAGAUGGAAAAGCUGUGGACCCGCCUACGUUGGAGGAAGUAGCUAAGGCUGUUAAAGAGCUCAAGAACGGGAAAUCCGCGGGAAAUGACGAACUUCCGGCCGAACUUUUCAAGCACGGGGGUACGCGGAUGACCGAGAUUCUGCACCAAAUCAUCCUACGCAUUUGGUGCGAAGAACAGCUUCCGACCGACUGGUUAGACGGGCUCGUCACCCCAAUCUACAAGAAAGGGCAAAGACUCGAUUGUGCCAACUAUCGAGGCAUCACAAUCCUCAACGCAGCGUACAAAGUACUCUCCCGCAUCCUGUGGAGCAAGCUGAGACCGAUGACCGAGACCUUUGUCGGCGAAUACCAGUGCGGUUUUCGAGCGGGUCGGUCAACGACGGAUCAGAUGUUCACUCUGCGACAAAUCCUCGACAAGUUCCGGGAGUACAACCUGCAAACACACCAUUUGUUCAUCGACUUCAAAGCGGCGUACGAUUCGGUCAAAAGAAACGAACUUUGGAAGAUUAUGGUAGAACACGGCUUUCCGGCGAAGCUUAUAAGACUGAUUCGUGCAACGCUCGACGGAGCAAAAUCAAGCGUGCGAAUAGCCAACGAGACAUCUGAAGCUUUCGUUACGUUGGAUGGAUUGAAGCAGGGCGAUGCUCUCUCGAACUUACUGUUCAUCAUAGCGUUGGAGGGUGCUGCGCGAAGGGCAGGCGUGCAAAGAAACGGAACACUCAUCACUAAAUCGCACAUGCUGCUUGGAUACGCUGACGACAUCGACAUCAUUGGUAUCGACCGUCGUUCAGUGGAGGAGGCGUUCGUCCCUUUCAAGCGGGAAGCUGCGAAGAUCGGACUGACCAUUAACACUGCCAAGACCAAGUAUCUGGUUGCUGGCAGAGCGCGUGGCAGUGCAGGUGAUGGUGUUUCGGAGGUGGAAAUAGAUGGAGAAAGAUAUGAGGUGGUGGAUGAAUUUGUAUAUCUUGGUACACUCGUGACGUGCGACAACGAUGUGAGCUGCGAAGUGAAACGGCGGAUUAGUGCUGCAAACAGGGCCUUCUACGGUCUUCGUAGCCAGCUAAGGUCCCGCAGCCUAAGGACGCCUACGAAAAUCACGCUGUACAGGACCUUGAUACUCCCUGUAGCUCUUUACGGUCACGAGUCAUGGACGCUAAAGGAGGCUGACCAGAGAGCACUUGGGGUCUUCGAGCGGAGAAUCCUGCGUUCUAUCUUCGGCGGCAAGCAAGUAGGAGACCGGUGGCGCAGGCGCAUGAACUUCGAGCUGUACCAAGACUACAAACAUGCUGAUAUCGUAAAAGUCAUCAAGCACGACAGGCUGAAGUGGGCUGGACAUGUAGCCAGAAUGUCGGACGAGCGGGCGGCUAAAACGAUAUUCAGUAGCGAACCUGGACGGGGUCGUCGGCUUCGUGGAAGGCCUCGUACGCGUUGGCUGUGUGCAGUCGACGAAGAUGCAAGAGCGGCCAACAUUGUGGGCGACUGA
Molecule: messenger RNA, 1617 nt
Organism: Culex quinquefasciatus (southern house mosquito)
Lineage: Eukaryota; Metazoa; Arthropoda; Insecta; Diptera; Culicidae
Exons: 1
Coding region: 1-1617 (538 amino acids)
Source: RefSeq, a predicted model, not a curated record